AUGGCAGCAAAGGGGAAGUCAUCAGUAGAUGUGCAGAGGAAUUUUCAGGGGUUUAUAGCCAUUCUAACAUCUGCAGCAUGUGAAUGGUUUUUGAUAUUUCUUCUGUUAGUCGAUGCACUGUUAUCCUAUCUGCUGACUAAGUUUGCGGUCUAUUGUGAUCUGCAAACUCCUUGCAUCGUGUGCUCAAGGUUUGAACAUAUUACUGGCAAGGAAAGCUCUCAACUUUACGAGGAACUACUUUGCAGCAACCACAUAUCAAAGCUCGCAUCUUGGAUAGCUAGUCAAAAUUAUGGUAAGGAUGAUGACAAUGAAGAUUACUUCUUUCCUUUCACCACAAGGGACUACUCCAACCGAGAAAUGCAUAUGUUUUCAUAUGGUAAUUCGGUAUCAGAUAUUGAAAGUUCUGGUCUUCGGAGGCGUGUGGUUGGCAGAAGUUGUGUUCAUAGUCCUGUUCAUAGCCCUGUUCAUAGUUCUGUGGAUGUAGGUCAAUGGUCUCGUUGCUCUAGCCCUUGGGGACGUAGAGGAAAUCCUAAAGGACUAGAACUCAAAUCAUCUGGGAAAAAAAAUCCCAAGCCUAAUAUUCCUUUGCCACGUUUGCCAAACCGUAGCCGUUCAAAUCGAGACCAGGAUAGUUCAAAGAAGACCAGGGAUAAGUCUCCGGCGUCAGCUACUAGUCGUCAUUCUGCAAAAGUAGGAGUUGAUCCCUUGUCACAUGUAGGAUACAGUGAAUUGAAUCUCUUUUCUGAUACUGACUCAGAGUCUCUUUUUACUGAUGGGGAUGAUGGAAGCAAUGUAUCCAGUGCAAGUCAUGAGCCUAAGAUGGAAUGUUCCAGACGUGCUUCACGGUAUCGGCCUAAAGCACCACCAAAUGGUUUGAAGUCAAGAAGGCAUAGAAAUCGGUCCUCCAAACCCAAGCGGUCACUUUCAGAACCUUGGCCUGUUUUUAGGAAAUCCUCUGAUGUAAAAUAUUUGGGUUCUGAUAAUGAAUUUGAGAUUGGCUUCCGUGAGCUUAACUAUCAGCAAUCCAAUCAGAAGUCCAACCCUUCUGCAUUACCUGAGCUUAUUUCACUGGAUGACGUCUUUGCGUCACCCAGUGUACAAGAAAAGGAUAUUAAUGGGACAGGCGACUUUGGAUUUGCAUCUUUCAAUAAGAAUGUCGAACUUUUGAAGUCUAUUUGUGCAAAUGACGGAGCAUCUGAUAAAAAUGAUCCAGCUGUUAUAAAAUCAAACCAAAGUAAUGUAAAUGCCAUGUCUGAGUCCGAGGGAAGUGCUAGGGAAAAGGAUUCAUCUAGUAUUACUACAGAAGCUCCUCUUAUAAAACCAAGCCCUAGUAAUGUAGAUCCUGUGUCCAAGUCACAGGGAUGUGUUCAGGAACGAGAUUCAUCAGGUAUUACUACAGACGCACUUAUAAGUUCAAACCAAAAUGCUAUGUCUGAGUCAGAAGGAAUUGGCAAAGAAAGAGAUUCAUUGGGUAUUACUACAGAAGCACUUAGAAGCCCAUACCACAGUAACUUAAAUGCUAUGUCUGAGAAAAUGAAACUGUUAGCUCAACAGGACUCUUCUGCUCGGGAGAUUAAGUUCUCACCAAAGAAUACAAGUUCGACAGUAGAUGGUUAUCUGGGUGAAAAACAGACUACUGAUGCUUCAAGCUCUAAUGCAAACCCGAUGCUUCACUCGUCAGCAUCAGUAGAAUCGGGUCUUGAAUCGCUGGAUGGAGGCUAUGUCAGUGAAAUUGAAGGUGAAAGUAUAGUUGAUCGGUUAAAACGACAGGUUGAGUAUGACAGGAAAUGCAUAAAGGAGCUGUACAGGGAAUUGGAAGAAGAAAGAAGUGCAGCUGCAAUUGCUGCAAAUCAGGCAAUGGCCAUGAUCACUAAGCUCCAAGAAGAGAAAGCUGCAUUCCAUAUGGAGGCCCUUCACUACUUAAGAAUGAUGGAAGAGCAGGCUGAGUUUGAUGUGGAGGCACUGGAGAAAGCCAAUGAUCUCCUGGCUGAAAAGGAGAAAGAGAUACAGGACUUGGAAGCAGAGCUAGAGUUUUCUAAGUUAGAAUUCCAAGAUGAAUCAAUGAUGGAGAAUCUAAAUGCCAGAACUUCGGAUUUAGUGGGUGGGAUUGAACCGGUGGAGAGUACUGUUGUGCCUGGUGUGAAUAACGAUCUCACUGUUACUUGCAACUCAAUGCCUACUGACCUACCGAUAGUCAGUAACCAACCUCCUUUUUCUGAAACUACUCUUCUAGAGUUUGAAGAUGAAAAACUGUACAUUACAAAUUGUUUGAAGAGCUUGGAGAGGAAGCUUUCAGAAAUUUACAGUAGGGGGGCUUCCUCCAAAAUGCUUAAUGGUGAAAAUCAAGCAGAGUCUCCUAGAAAAGAGAAGAGUCUAUUAAAUGAUGGAAAGAAUCAAGAAGAGACUCCUAGGAAAGAGAGGCAUGAAUUAUAUGGUCAGCUUGAAGAGAAUGUUCUGCAUGGGAAAAAAGAUUUACAUAUGUCUAACGGAAGACCUGCUGCUCGAGAAGGGCAAACUGAUUGUGAUGGUGGUGGUGAUUUAGAAUGUAAAGAAGCCAUUAAUGAUUCUGAUUUCCAUGGGGAAAAUAAUAUCAUGGAUCCUAGAGAAAUGGAUAUGGUUAUUCUGGAAAAUGAAAUCUCAGACCUUAAUGAUAGGUUGGAGGCACUUGAGACUGAUCAUGAUUUUCUUGAGCACAUGCUCUACUCUCUUCAAAAUGGAGCGGAAGGACUACGAUUUGUUCGAGAGAUAGCUCAUCAGCUGCAAGAGUUGCGGAAGAUAGGGAGGGGUUUCAGAUGAUAGUCUGCUCCCUAACCUCAAAUACGUUGUAAGCAUGGUAGGAACGACCUGAAUAUGUAUGUCUUUCUGCUUACAUUUCCUACA
This is a messenger RNA of Fragaria vesca subsp. vesca, 2880 nucleotides long. RefSeq lists its product as uncharacterized. Lineage: Eukaryota; Viridiplantae; Streptophyta; Magnoliopsida; Rosales; Rosaceae. Bases 1 to 2796 code for a protein of 931 amino acids. The transcript is spliced from 2 exons. The record is from RefSeq and is a predicted model, not a curated record. Gene Ontology annotation, molecular function: myosin binding.